AGCUGCCACAGAUUCCAACAGUGACUACAGCUGAAACUCUUAACACCAAGUGCAAAGACCUCACCAUAAUGUCAGAUGGGUAUGUGUGGUUUGAAGGAAUCCCUUUUCCUGUUGUGGAUUUCACACCUGAACACAUGAGAGAAGUGCAGGAGAAUUUUGUGUUUAAGGAUGAAGAUGUCUUAAUAUUGUCUUUCCCCAAAUCAGGAACAAACUGGUUGAUUGAAAUUCUCUCCCUGAUUUACUCCAAGGGGGAUCCCAAGUGGAUCCAAUCUGUCCCCAUCUGGGAACGCUCACCCUGGUUGGAGACUAUGUAUGGAUAUAAAACCCUAAAGGAUAAGGAAGGGCCACGCUUCAUGACCUCUCAUGUCCCCAUCCACCUCUUCCCCAAGUCUCUCUUCAAGUCCAAGGCCAAGGUGAUUUAUAUCAUCAGAAACCCUAGAGAUAUUCUUGUGUCUGGCUAUUUUUUCUGGAUUACUUCCAAUUUUGUUAAGAAACCAGAAUCACUGGAACAAUAUUUUGAAUGGUUCAUCCAAGGAAAAGUGGUAUUCGGAUCAUGGUUUGACCAUGUUCGUGGCUGGAUAUCCAUGCAAGGGAAGGAGAACUUCCUGAUACUGAGCUACGAAGAGCUAAAACGGGAUACAAGAAGUGCUGUACAGAAGCUCUGUCAGUUCCUGGGCAAGAAAUUAGAGCCGGAAGAACUGAACUCAGUCCUCCAGAACAGCUCCUUCCAGGCCAUGAAAGAAAACAAGAUGUCCAAUUAUAGCAUGCUGCGUGGUUGGCUUUUAGAUCAGAAGAAUGGAUCAUUUAUGAGAAAAGGCAUUUCUGGGGACUGGAAAAAUUACUUCACGGUGGCCCAAGCCGAAGUCUUUGAUAAAAUAUUUCAGGAGAAGACGGCAGAUCUUCCUCGAGAGCUGUUCCCAUGGGAAGAAUGGUCAAACACUUCUAGGUCUCAGAGAUAAAUAUUUGUCCUCCUGUCCUUGUUUAUGUAAAUCAUGGGUGGUAAUUGUAUAAAACCUGUUAUUUCAUGUUGGAGCCUUGAAUGAUCAAAUCUUUGCAUCUUUGAUGACUUGAUUGUUGAAAAUUACCAGGGUAACUCUAAUUCACUUCAUGGCAUCCCAACUUUUAAAAAAUAUUUGUAAUGUUUCGUAUGUACAGAAUGAUACAGAAAUAAGUAUGAUCCAAAGCUAUGUCAAAUUUCUUUUUUACAGAAAUGAGAAAUAAAAGUACAAAAGCA
Molecule: messenger RNA, 1234 nt
Organism: Hipposideros armiger (great roundleaf bat)
Lineage: Eukaryota; Metazoa; Chordata; Mammalia; Chiroptera; Hipposideridae
Gene: SULT2A1
Product: sulfotransferase family 2A member 1
Exons: 6
Coding region: 69-959 (296 amino acids)
Molecular function (GO): sulfotransferase activity
Source: RefSeq, a predicted model, not a curated record